This is a messenger RNA of Phasianus colchicus (ring-necked pheasant), 5547 nucleotides long. Its product is annotated as rho GTPase-activating protein 20-like. Lineage: Eukaryota; Metazoa; Chordata; Aves; Galliformes; Phasianidae. The record is from RefSeq and is a predicted model, not a curated record. Gene Ontology annotation, molecular function: GTPase activator activity. Gene Ontology annotation, biological process: regulation of Rho protein signal transduction; signal transduction.
UUCCAAGAUGGCCAAACUAACUGCGACUUAUUUUUCUCUUGCAGAAGAUGAAGCCCAUCGUCCAGAGAAGGCGAUCUACACCUUCUGCUAUUACUAAAGCUCUUGGCAAGUCGAAACACCAUUCCAGGGAAACUACUCUCUCUUCUUCCCAUUCAGACAAUGGGCUGCCAAGCGGGAUCUUUAGCAACCCAGGUUCCACUUUCAUCCUGGAUGAGCGAGUACAGCUAACCGUGGGCCUGCAGACUCAGGACAGACAUUUGAUCUUGUUCAGUGAUAUGCUGAUCAUCGCCAAGUCCAAAUCUUCCUCCAGCCUGAAGUUCAAAAAGCAAGUGCAUCUGAGUGAAGUGUGGACUGGCACCUGUCUCAGUGAAGUAACAGAGAAGAAGAUGAGCCCUGAGAAUUCGUUUGUUAUCGGCUGGCCUACCAUCAACUAUGUCAUCACCUUCAGCUCAGCUGACGUGAAGAAACAAUGGCUGUCUGCAUUACUGUGGCAUAUCAGUGAAAUGAAACAGAAAGAAUAUCUGAAGAACCUAACCCUUCAGAUCUUUGUGCUGGAUGCUGAAAACUGUUCUUCUACCACCACAGUCAAUGUGUCCAAUGUGGAAACUGCAGAGAGUGUGAUGAAGAAGGCACUUGUCCAGCUUGGACUUCCUGGUAGGACAAGUGACCACCAUCUCUGGGUGAUCUCAGGAAAAGAUGACUCCGCUUACCCUCUCAUUGGGCACGAACAUCCGUUCAGCAUUGCAUUAAACUGUCUCCGGGACUCUGCUGACCAGCAGCAAGGAACUCACAAUCACACCCUCCUGCUUGAUGGGACAGAGACAUCCUUCCUUGAGCAGCUCCCAAAAGAGAAACAAUGUCAGUUUGUCCUGAAACCCAGGCUCCAAGCUCCAGUGCAACUGAGAAGGGAGUCACUGCAGAAGCACACUAAGAGGAAGAAGUCUUUGAUUGACUGGGCCCUGCGGCGCAGCACCAGUGCACCCACAGACAGCCCUCCUUCACAGUCACCUACCACCCCACAGAAACUCUUCGGCAUGUCUCUGUCCUCUGUCUGUCCUGAUGGGAUCCUUCCCAAGCCAAUCAUGGAUAUGCUGUUCCUGCUGUACCAUGAAGGUCCCUCUACUAGGGGCAUUUUCAGACGUUCUGCCAAUGCCAAGACUUGCAAGGAGUUGAAGGAGAAGCUGAACUCUGGAGAUGAUGUCCAGGUGGAUGGAGAGUCGGUCUUUGUGGCUGCAGCUGUCAUCACGGAUUUUCUCCGAAAUAUACCUGACAGUGUUCUAUCCUCAGACAUGCACGGACUGUGGAUGGAAGCUGUGGAUACAGAAAAUCGGGCACAUAAGAUUGAAACUAUCAAAAGCUUGGUCAGUCAGCUCCCAGAGGCCAACCUUAUCUUACUCAGACACCUCUUCGGAGUUCUUCAUCAUAUUGAGCAGAAUUCCAUUGUGAAUCAGAUGAAUGCAUUUAACCUGGCUCUUUGCAUAGCACCCAAUAUGCUGUGGCUACCUAGUCCCACUGGGCCUGAGGAGGAAAGCAGGUCUACAAAGAAGGUAGCCAUGUUAGUACAGUUUCUGAUUGAAAACUCAGCAGAGAUUUUUGGAGGUGACAUUGCUUCCUUGUUUCAAAGACGGGACAAAAAUUCCACAAACUCACAGAGAUCUCUGGGCGAGGCUCAGAAUGAUGACUCCUCUGAUGAGCUGGAAUUCUCUGCUUAUGACCUGGAAAGACCAAAGCAUUGCCUGAUACCUAAAACAGAUGACGUUUUUGAACCACCCAGUGGUUUAUUACUUGACGAAGAGCAAGAAGACUGGGACUUGUUCAGUGAGAUCACAGCCUGCUACCAAAGCAAAACCCAGAAGAAUGCCAGUGCAGACAGCUAUGAUCUCCUAGAAGAGGAGGGUUCCUUCUGCUCCAUGGGCUCAAUACGCUCACUUAGCCCAGCCAGGGACCGGUGCUCGUCAGAGCCUAGUGUCUGCCUUAGCUCCCAGCUUCCUGCUCAGAGCCAUGAGCCAGUGGCUCGCCAGUCUAGCUGCGAUGCCACCAUCAUGCACAAUCACACAGGUUACAUCCACAGGCUCAAGCAACUGCAAGUGGAGAGCCAGAAGCUGAUUGAUGAAGGCCUUAGCACUGGGGCUAAUAAAGCCAGACAGAAUUUGUGGCAGUCACCUCAGACCAGCUCUAAGGUAAAGAAGCUCAGCUUUCAGAAAUCUAACCCGUCCAACAGGUCCAGCUUCUCUAGCCUGUCUUCCACCACUACAUCCCCAUCUGCAUCCUCACUUAGCUCCCUAGACAGUGCUUUCUCGUACUGCUCAGAGUCAUCAGCUGUUAGUCCUACAGAUGUCUCCUCCCUGUCAUUUAUGUUUGGCACAUCUGCCAGGCUUCAUGCUGUGUCCCCCAAGGAUGCCAAGAAGUCCCCAAAAGAGUGGCACAAGUCCUUCACCUCUCCUGUGCCUUUACAGCCAUGUGACCUAGACAGUUUCUGUGACUAUGAACCCAAGGCUGUAGAGAGCAGACAUUGUCAUGGGGAGAGGAAAAGCUUUCCUUCUGGCAGCAGAGCUGCAGCGGGGAGCCCACUAACCGACACUGACUGGGAAAAAGAGGAGAGACAGCAGGGAUUUGUGGAGGUGCCUGAUCUGAAGUUCCAAAACCUGGAUUAUCCCAGUGAGCUAGAACAAAAUUCUGAGCCUUCACCUGAUGACUUAGCCAGCAAGAAAUUCCUGCAGCUCAACCAGCAGCAACACAGGGAGAAGUUUGUGAAGCACAUUGAAAUCAGAAGUGUUGAUGCCUACUCUCCAAGCCAGGAAGGCCUGAAGCGUACCAAGAUAACUUUUUAUAUGGCCCCAAAUAAAGAAUAUUGUUGGAGAUUGCCAGGGGAAGAGGAGAGGUCCUUGGUGAACACCAGCGGCACUGACUCUCCCAGCAGCCCCAGUGAACAAAGCACAUCUAAGGGCUUGCAGUCUGUGAGAGUCCAUAUCCCCCAGACGGUGUUUUAUGGGCAGAAUACCCCUCUUGUUCUGCAAUCUGCCUCCAGGCAGCUCCACUGUGAAUCAACAAUCCUGUCUUCACAAGCAAGUCGCAAAGAGAACCUCCAAAGUGCCUCCACUCCGAAGGAGCUAGAGAGCAAGCCAGGGGAGGAGGUACAGGUGCCAAACCUGAACAAGGGUAUCAACACAUUCAGCCACACCAUCCAUAUCAUCCUCCCUGCUUCUAUUCAAAGCACUGUCAGGGAAUAUUUCAAACAUGAUGAAACCAAGACCUGUCCCAUGGCUGAGGCAGAAGCAGUGGAGAAGGAACUUCUUCGGAGCAGGAUGGAGUGGCUUAGGAGGCAGCCACUGUCAGAAAUGGCUGCUGAGGAAUGUGAUGCAGUGGUAUUUGCAGAAGAGACAUUUGUCUAGAGUGAUGGCUGUGGAAGGACUGAAUUGUGUGUGUGUGUAUGUGCAGCAGAAUAUAUUCUGAUCAAGGUGUGAAGAAUCUAGUGGGCUGUAUUGAGCAGUAAGUAUAAAGUGGCACUAAUGUGUAUGUAAUGUUGAGGUUUGCAGUUCAUUUUGGUUGGGGUGUGAGCAGUGUUCUUUUUGUUACAUUCUUUUUCUACUUGAGAUACUCACCAAGGGAUCUGUUUGCCACCAGACUGUCCCAGAAUUUGCUGACCUUGGCAGAGGUCAUUUCUUUUUGAAGCAGAAAAGGAGAAACUCUUAUUUUCUUCAGUCACUGAUGUGUACAGAGGACUGGAGAACUGGGGCAGCAACUAUUCCAGCAGAAUUAGUUAAAUUUUAAGCUUGCAUAAAUAGCUCUACUAUUCCCUGUUCAUCACCACCAUUCAUCCAAAAGGAGAUUCUUCACCUCCAUUCCAGAAAUCACUACUUCUCUCUGCUUAUCUUCCUUUUGUCCCCCAGGGAGGGUAGAACUCUGUUCAUUACUACUUGAUUUUGGACUCCAGAUAGACCAAACAGAGCCCAAAGCCCAGCUUUCACUGACAGACGAUAUCCAAGAUCCUUUCUUUUUUUUUUUUUCCAGUUAAUUGUUCACUAAUUCUCAUCAUUAUUUUGCCACCAUUACUCUGAAGGACUAUAGCUCUGUUGCUUAAACAGUGCUAUGAACGUUUCAUUCCCUUGGCAUCCUCUGGGAACAGCUGGGCCUUCCAGUCCUAGUAAGAGGUGACAUCUUUUCUGUAACUGAAGAUGGAAAUUCAGAAUGGCCUUUCCCAAGGCAGUGUGGGUGGGGAUCACAGUCAAAUUCCUAGUUAAGCUGAAAGGGGCCCAAUCAGGAGUUGGUUUUAGCAUGAAGUCACGGUGUUGUGGAAGUAGUCAGGAAAGCUGUGAAGUAGGUGCUGCAGCAAAAGUCCCAUUAGGCUAGGAAUCUCUCAGACAAUCUAAUAAGCUGAGAUUCUUCAGGCUUUGAUAGCGCUGUUAAAGCUGUGUCAGAGAAAUGCAUUCCCAUCAAAAUGCUCUGCCCAGUAUCAUCUAGCAGAGUUAAUUAUGGAGAAGUGCCAGGCAAGCACGUGACAGAAGGCUGCUUGUCCGGCACUACUGAAAACAUGCAGCCAGUGGGCUCUUAUGCCAUUGUCAUGAUGCCACUCAGGACAAUGUUUAGUGUAACUUUUGCUAUGAUGGGACUUAAGAGGAUUGUGGUGCUGCCAGCUAAGCUCUAAAAUAAGCAGAGAGCACCACAGGAGCUAGAUAGGAUAUAAGAAAAUGAUGGGAAAAGUCUUAAAGAUGAAAAGGUUCAGGAUAUGUCAUUCUCUUAGAGAGACAGCCCUUUUUCUCAGCUAACAGUUGAGACAGCUAAAAGACAGAAGAAAUACGUGAAUCUUAGUGAUCAAGCAGUAGUCCUUCUGAAGUACUCCUUUGCACAUUGCUGAGUCCAUUCACUACCAUACUUGAGGAUUACUUGACACCCACUCUUAUUCAGCCCUUGCACAGAGGGAAAACCACAUCUGUAAAUGACCAAGUAAGAAUUUUGCAGUUGCUGGUCACUAUCUGUACCUGGGAACUGGUCCAGCGCUCCAGAUUCGCACUCUGUGAUUCCCACGAAGAUGGAGGGAAACCCAGAGUCCACAUCACAAGGUGUACAGAAAAUGUUUUGUCAUGUGCAAAGUGUUCAACUUUCAGGUGCUGCCUCUGUCCUGUCUCACCGCGGUGGGCCUUGUAUGAUGAGCGGUGUAUAUAGUUGUAAUGCAAACCUCCUGCUAUAAUUUUCUCACACAGACACUAAAGAUGCGCAGUAUUGGUUUUGGUUUUUUUUCCCCAGACCUAUGGUUGUAACUAUUUGAAUAAAAAAGGCACAGGUUUGUUUGCAAGGUGGUGAUUGCCUUUUGUUCCCCUUGCUCCUACUUUUCCCUCCUUUCUGUGCUUGUGUGUACUGCUUGCAAAAGACCAAAGCAGGCUCUAUGCUUCCCCCCAAGAUCUGCAGCAGCGGCCUGUGCUGACAAGGAACCCUCUGCCAUCUGUAUUUCUCUGUAGCCAUCAUUAUUUGAGGUUCUCCCUCAGGGAAACAGGCCCAAACAGCACCAAACAGAAGGCAGUAGAUAAAGUCACUAAUGUUUUAACAAGG